AACCACAUACGCAUACACACACAUAAAUGUAUUGUUAUUGUCGCAAUUGAUGUUAAUUUAUAGCAUGCCGGUUGGCUGGGUAUAUGUAACCUGACGACGAUGUUUAAAUCAGAGCGAAAACAAAGCGCGCGUCGCACACUUGCUACAAGCGCAGCCGCUGCUGGUCAAAUGUCAUUGUGCCGAGCCUGUUUGGUACUGCUGAGCGCAGAGGAGCCCACCUACGAUUUGUACCAGGAAAAGGAUUUGGCCGCCAAGUUCAUAGGUUGCAUGCGUGCCGGCGAUGGGCUGCGAUUCUUGGGCGCUCCACUGGACAAGGAAGUGAGCCCACAAAUUGUGCUGCGAUGCAUCUGCGAUAGCUGCUACCAAUUAGUGCAGCGAUUCUAUGGUUUUCAACGUAUGUGCGAGGAGUCCUUUGCGAAUUUUGAAAAACUCUUAGCGGAAGUCAGCUCGAAGACCAGCUACAACCAGAGAGAAAAGCAUCCAACGGAGACGAUAAAAGUCGCAUUGCCAAGCCCUGCGGAAAUUGAUUUGCAUACAAAAGGCGAGAAAUCAAUUGUUCAGGCUCGGCCUGUGGAGGCGUCCGUCUUAACGUCUGCCGAGUCAAUUGAAGAUAUUGAAGAAGUCUAUAUAAUCGAAGAUGAUGCGGCAAAAGAGAUUCUGGGCAGGGAACGGAUUGUCAAAUCCGCUCAGCCAGGCUACACGAAACGCCCUUUAGGACUUCGCCAUAAAAUAGAAUGCAAUAUUUGUGGUUGUGGGUUCUAUAAGAUGUCCCUUUACGAGGCGCACAUGCAGAAGCAUCAAGGCAAGCAGCCCUACAGCUGUACGGUCAACAACUGCGGCAGGACAUAUGCGCGAGCUAAUUUGCUGGCAGCCCACCUUCGCGAGAAGCACCAAAACAAGCGAGCCUCAUAUGCUUGCACCCACCCCGACUGCAAUAAGGUGUACACUGCGCUGCGCAGCCUCAACUACCAUAUCCGCCGCCAACAUGCAAAACAGAUUGAAGCCAAGAGUCCUAUGCACAUGUGUGAUCAGUGCGGCAAGUCGUAUGGGAGGAAGGCUCUGCUAACACGCCAUCAAUGGGUGCACAGGAGCAAGUGCGAAUAUGCCUUCGCAUGCGAUUUGUGUGAGCAACGCUUCUACACCAAUCAAAAUCUAAAGGAUCACGUCCAGAGACGACAUGGCAAUAAGAAGCAACUGUGGCGCUGCAAACGAUGUGCGCGCAUCUUUCGCUCUCGAGUCACGUUGUCUGCUCACCUGAACAAGCAUUUAAAAUCUUGUAGAUCCUAAGCACCUAGCCAAAUU
Drosophila arizonae is the source of this 1302-nucleotide messenger RNA. RefSeq lists its product as uncharacterized. The record is from RefSeq and is a predicted model, not a curated record. Gene Ontology annotation, molecular function: zinc ion binding. Gene Ontology annotation, cellular component: nucleus. Gene Ontology annotation, biological process: regulation of transcription by RNA polymerase II. Lineage: Eukaryota; Metazoa; Arthropoda; Insecta; Diptera; Drosophilidae.